Oryza brachyantha (malo sina) is the source of this 2098-nucleotide messenger RNA. RefSeq names its product silicon efflux transporter LSI3. The transcript is spliced from 3 exons. Lineage: Eukaryota; Viridiplantae; Streptophyta; Magnoliopsida; Poales; Poaceae. The coding region runs from base 77 to 1534 and encodes 485 amino acids. Gene Ontology annotation, biological process: transmembrane transport. Gene Ontology annotation, cellular component: membrane. The record is from RefSeq and is a predicted model, not a curated record.
CUCUCAUCGGCACCACCACCACCUGGAUCGAACGAUCCAUUGAAGCGAGAGACACGAGAGGUGGAGAGGAGCAGCCAUGGCGUUGGCAUCGCUGUCGAAGGUGGUGAUGGGGUCGGUGGCGUUCGGGGUUUUCUGGAUGCUGGCGGUGUUCCCGUCGGUGCCGUUCCUGCCGAUCGGGCGGACGGCGGGGGCGCUGCUGGGGGCGGUGCUGAUGAUCGUGUUCCACGUGAUCAGCGCCGACGACGCGUACGCCUCCAUCGACCUCCCCAUCCUGGGCCUCCUCUUCGCCACCAUGGUCGUCGGCGGCUACCUCAAGAACGCCGGCAUGUUCAAGCACCUGGGCCGGCUGCUGGCGUGGCGGAGCCAGGGCGGACGGGACCUCAUGUGCCGCGUCUGCGUCGUCACCGCGCUCGCCAGCGCGCUCUUCACCAACGACACCUGCUGCGUCGUGCUCACCGAGUUCGUGCUGGAGCUCGCCGCCGAGAGGAACCUCCCGGCGAAGCCGUUCCUGCUCGCGCUCGCCACCAGCGCCAACAUCGGCUCCAGCGCCACGCCCAUCGGCAACCCGCAGAACCUGGUCAUCGCCUUCAACAGCAAGAUCUCCUUCAUCUCCUUCCUCCUCGGCAUCCUCCCGGCCAUGCUCGCCGGCAUGGGGGUCAACAUGCUCAUGCUGCUCUGCAUGUACUGGAAGGAGCUCGAGGGCGCCAGCCCCGACGAGGUGGCCGCCGCCAAGGAGAUGGAGGCCGUCGAGGAGGGCCGGCGCCACGCCCCCGCGCUCACCCUCCACAAGAAAGACGACGGCGACGCCGCGGUGGCCGCGGCGGCGGAGGAGGAAGACGACGGCGACGCCCAGUCGAUGAUGUCGGAGAACAUCUCGACCAAGCACCGGUGGUUCAUGCAGUGCUCGGAGCACCGCCGCAAGCUGUUCCUCAAGAGCUUCGCGUACGUGGUCACCGUCGGCAUGCUCGUCGCCUACAUGCUCGGCCUCAACAUGUCGUGGACGGCCAUCACCACCGCCAUCGCCCUCGUCGUCGUCGACUUCCGCGACGCCGAGCCAUGCCUCGACAAGGUGUCGUACUCGCUGCUGGUGUUCUUCUCGGGGAUGUUCGUGACGGUGAGCGGGUUCAACAAGACGGGGCUCCCUGGGGCCAUCUGGAACGUCAUGGCGCCCUACUCCAAGAUCAACCACGUCAGCGGCGUCACCGUCCUCUCCGUCAUCAUCCUCCUCCUCUCCAACCUCGCCUCUAACGUCCCCACCGUGUUGUUGAUGGGGGACGAGGUGGCGGCAGCGGCGGCGACGAUAUCGGCGGCGGCGGUGACGCGGUCGUGGCUGCUGCUGGCGUGGGUGAGCACGGUGGCCGGGAACCUGUCGCUGCUGGGGUCGGCGGCGAACCUGAUCGUGUGCGAGCAGGCGAGGAGGGCGACGCGCAACGCCUACGACCUCACCUUCUGGAGCCACGUCAUCUUCGGCCUCCCCUCCACCCUCGUCGUCACCGCCGUUGGCAUCCCUCUCAUCGGCAAGAUCAACAUCUAAUUAAUUAGCAGCUAUAUGCAUCUACUAGCUAGCUAAUUAAUCGAUCUUGUCAUCGAUCAUAAUCGAUCUGCCGGCGGCAAAGCAUGCAAGUUGGCAAUCAGCAAGAUGAUCAUCAUGCAUGCAUGUUAGUCAAUCUAAGUAUAAUUAAGUUUGUGAUCAAGCCUGCAUGCGAAUGCAAUGCAUGCUUGAUCUCAAAGUCGAUUAACUAAAUAUAUUGGUGCCAAUGCAUGCUCUGGGAUGCAUGAAUGAUUAAUUAAUUAAUUAAUUUUGCUAGUAUGUAUCACAGAGCUAGAAAAUGGUGUACAAUAUGAUGAGAGAGGAGGAUAUAAUGCAUGUAUGUGUGUAUCCUCUGAUGGCCUGCUGGCUGUUUGAAUGAAUGAAGUAGAUAGCUAGUAGACAGGUAGCACUACAAAGCUAGUGACUUAAGUACGGAUGGAUUAAUCUGUCCCAUUGCUCCAACUUGCAAUCUAGUUUUCAAUAAAGUUGGUUUUGUGCACUUGUCAAUUUGCUCUCUUUGUUUAACUGAUCUUGCGUGUAGUGCGUAAGUAGCAGCAAGAUUGCAUU